AUUUAUUUUCCUAAAAAAAAGAGAUGAAUAGAGAAGAACGAGUAGCUUUAAAGAUAUGUGAGAAGAGGAUGUGCAUUAUGAGCAAGAAUGAAAGCUUGGAUCGGAUCUCAUGGUUGCCGGAACACGUUCUCCAUGUGAUACUAGAUAAACUUCCAUUGAAAGAUGCAGCUCGAAGUUCUGUAUUGUCCAAGACCUGGAAAAGUGUUUGCAGUUCAUACCCCAUGACACCCUUCGUAAAUUUGGAUCAUAAUUUAUUUGGACUGAAAUCGCUUGAAAGUGUGCAAGAGCCUGAUAUUGAUGAAAUAAGGAAGAAUUUUAUAGAUUUUGUGGAUGAUGACUUGUUCCAACUGGUACAAAAUAAAUUACGCGUACAUAAGUUAGCAUUGUAUGUGGCAGUAAGUGAUUCCAUAUGUUUCUCCCGCGUUGAUCACUUGAUUGAGUUGGUCACUAAAGUAAGUAUGGUUGAAGAAUUGUGCUUGUUUGUACAGACAAAAGACGCAGGGUGGAAGGAAAUCGAAGAGGAUUAUAUUUAUUACAGCAUCCCAUUCUCUGUUCUGGCUUCUAAAGGAUUGCGUUCUCUUAAUGUACAUGGAUGCAAGUUUUCUAGCAGCAUGUCGAUUGCCUUUUCUUCACUGCAGCACUUGUCCUUAACAUAUGCAGUGAUCGACGAGGAUGAUGUAAUGAAUAUAACGCGCUCUUGUCCAGCGAUUGAAACUUUAGAGUUUGAUCAUUGCACAUUUUGGAUUGAAACCCUUGAGCUUUCGGUAUUUCCUAGGCUAAAGAAGGCUGCUUUUCUUGAAAAUUAUAAUUGGCUCUAUAAUAUUAUUGUUGUUGAUCACACUAGUCUUGAGAGUUUCAAGAGUGAUGCUCUUACGAUGUGUGAGUUCACUCCAUCUGGUUGUGGUAGUAUCAGAGAGCUGAUCUUGUCCUGUCAAAGCUCCGUUAGUCCGCUUGAUCUUUUUGUAAACCUAGAUACCUUUCCACUCCUUGAGGAAGCCGAGCUUAGUAUAGAAUUGAGUUGUUUGGAUGGUGCAAAUACAUUUAGAGCAGCUAAUCAUCAUCUGAGGAGAUUAUUUUUGUCUAUUCGUAAAUUUUACGAAGGUAUUCAAGUGAAGAAGAUCGAUAUUGAUUGUCCAAAUUUGGAGUUCUUCGAGUUUCAUGGUGGUGAUCCGAAACAGAUUUUCAUCAACUGUCCCAGCCUAAGGCAGUUCCACUAUGUCGGGGAUAAAAUCCCAGUGUUGCCAGUGUUUAACUCAUCACCUGCGUGUUUGGAGGACAUUUAUUUUCGACUUGGUAUGAUUUGCAAUUUCACCAGCCAGUGGUUUAUCCAGUUGAGGGGAUUAAGUGAACUGAUGGCUCAAUUGGGAAGUGUGGUUCGUCUCAAUCUAGAUUGUUUUGUACAGAAGGUUGAUUUUGCUCCCAAGGAAUUUGGAGCUAAUGAGGCUUUACGACAGCAAAAUGUUCACUUAGAAAUCUACCUGCGGCAUCUUCAUAUUCCGGUUGGAUUCGUUGAUGGCUUGAUUUGGAGCACUCGUGCAACCACCUCAACUAUUUGUGGUCAUCAACGUGAUUUCGUCAAGGAAAUGUGUCAAAAAUUAGCGAAGAAAUCUCAAGAUGAAAAUUGUGAGAAAAGUUGCGACAAAUGUUGGUGGCAUCACAUACAAAAAUUUGAAGUUGAGAACUCGAUCAAAGAGGAAGACGUUACGUGUAAUUUGACAAGUCUUGUAGAGACGCCCCUGUCGUUUAGACGACCUAAGACUUCUUUCAAGCUAGGGUGGCGCAUAAAUCAAUAUAAUAAUGCAUCAAGCCUUCUAUGCAUUUAAUAGGCUUAAUUUGGAGUCAAAUAUUGCAUUAUUAACUCUGAUU
This is a messenger RNA of Chenopodium quinoa (quinoa), 1866 nucleotides long. RefSeq lists its product as uncharacterized. Gene Ontology annotation, molecular function: protein binding. Lineage: Eukaryota; Viridiplantae; Streptophyta; Magnoliopsida; Caryophyllales; Amaranthaceae. Bases 24 to 1823 code for a protein of 599 amino acids. The transcript has 3 exons. The record is from RefSeq and is a predicted model, not a curated record.